Durusdinium trenchii is the source of this 3306-nucleotide messenger RNA. NCBI's taxonomy places the organism in Eukaryota, Dinophyceae, Suessiales, Symbiodiniaceae. The record is from the annotation of a GenBank genome assembly.
CUUAGAACGGGCAAGACACUGCUAGAUGCCAAACUUGAAUGCCUGUGUUGCCCUUGCAAGCGCGAUCGAGAGUUUUAAGGCUGGCAUCGUUAAGACAUUCGCAGUUUCUCUGGGCCGCGGCAAGAAGGUCUUUUUCAGGUGCUGGCCCAGGAUUGCAUUUAUGGGCGGAAAAUGCCCGUCGCGAGGUGUUUGCAAGGCUUCAUGGGCUGCGGAAAAGCAAAGCAACGCCUCAGGAGGUGCUCUUCAUCGUCUCAGAGUGCCAGCGAAGGCAGCUGCUAAAAGAUCCACGGGAUUGGGUAGUCGCUAUGAGUUCCUUAGGCCACGUUGGCCUAUGGACAGAUACUUUGGCGCUGUUCGAGGCAAUGCACUUAGAGACCGCAGUUGCGGUGCAUGCCUUCAAUGCGACCUUGUCUGCUGUGCAGAGAGCGCAGCAGUGGGAAGCCGCAGUGGCCUUGUUCGCUGACAUCGAGCGCUACUCAUUGACGCCAGAUACAGUGACGUGCAACGCUUUACUCACUGCGUGUGACAAAGGAGGGCAAUGGCAGAGUGCCCUGAGUCUCUUGGAAAGGAUCGGUCCUACAUAUCACCUCCAGCCCAAUGUUGUCAGCUACAGCACGACGCUUUCAGCUUGUGAGCGAGGGCGGGCUUGGGAGCACGCGCUGCAGGUAUUUGCCAACAUGAAUGGCUGUGAGAUUUCUCCAGAUGUGGUGGUUUUCAAUGCGACGCUCAGUGCGCUUGAUGGGGGUUCCCGAUGGGAGGAGGCUUUGACUUUGCUGGAAGAGAUGAAUGAGAUUAAGCUGAAGCGGACUCUUGCCACAUAUGGUUCUGCAAUCAGAGCUUGUGGCAAUGCCUUUCAAUGGGAGGAGGCAGUUGAGCUGAUGAGAUCGCUGCAAAAUAGGCAGAAACCAAAUCUCAUCAUUUUGAACCUGUGCCUAGAUGCAUGCCGCAAGGCGCGAAACCUUCAUGCUGCACUGAAGCUGUUCAAUGACAUGCAAAUCGAGUCAGAGCGACCGGACAUGCUGAGCUACACUUCCCUGAUAUCCGCAUGCGGAUAUGGGGCGGAGUGGCAACUUGCCAUCCAGCUGCAUGAGGAUGCGCUGAUGACAGGGCAACCUGAUAUUUUUUCUUUCAAUGCUGUGCUUGGAGUGUGCCGGCAAGCAAGCCGAUGGGAAGAGUCUCACAGGAUUCUUGAAGGGCUGCUGCUCCAUGGGCUUUCUCCAAGCAUGCCAACGUACAAGGCUUUGAUUGCUGCUUGUGCUUACGCCAUGCGAUGGUCUGAUGCAUUGAGCCACUUGCGUGCCUUGCAGAAGUCCGAUAGUUUGUACAUUGGUGCAGCCCGUGGCAAAGAAGACCUCAUCCUGCAAUUCGGUAUUGUCUCCAAAGCUUGUGCAGAGGCCGGUUUGGCCAGUCGCUCGCAAGCAUUGGUUGAUGAGGCCGAGUUUGCAGCAGCUGCGAAGGGUUUAGCAGGGAGAUUACCAAGAGAGUGGAUCAGUGUUCUUCACUGGCAAGCAGCAUUGGCCUACUUCCAAAGACUGAAGCAGGCCAUUGACAGAGAUGACACGGAAGAGGGUGUGCAAGUCGUUGGAUUAGCUGACCUUCUCCUUGAUGCAGGGCAAGACACAGCUGCCAUGAGCCUUUUGUUGGAAGCACAGGAGGCUCAGAUCUUUUCUCUGUGGCAAAAGACAAAGAAGGCUGACAUCUUGGACUUACAUUCUCUAGGCCCUGGUUCUUGCUCUGCCGCAGUAGCAGAAGCGGCUGUGAGUGCAGCACUACUGCAACUGGCAGAGAAGCGGGCCUUUCGCGCAACACGUGGCUUUGUUGUUGUUACUGGACGUGGACUAGGAAGCCUUCGAACAAGUCCGCUGUUGCUGCCAGCCAUUUCGUCAUUUCUCAGCCAGCUGGGACUUGAUAUUCGACAGGCCACGGGUUUUGUAUUUGUGCCGCGAAGAUCUUUGCACGACCUGUGGCAGGGUGUAAAAAGAUCGAACGACCCUUUGUCAUGUUGUUUUGUCAAAACAAACAGAGUCGUCAAAGUGGAGAGGUUUUUCUUAUUGUUGCUAGCUGCUUACAAGGUUAGACCGUACUAUGGAAUUGAAUGCGCUUGAAGAACAUCAAAAAUUAUGAAACAAAACAGGCAUAUAUACUGUAAAUAAAAGAAACAAUAAGUAUAAGACACAAGGAGGCGUCAAAGCUUGUUUCCAUUCUAAGAUGAUGGGCAGAAUCGAAGGUAGUAAUCACAAAUAACAUGAACCAUAAUGAACCUGUUUUAUGUCAGAGAUGGACACAUGUUCCCUUUAUAUACACAGGUCACAGCUGAACAGCCACCCUCAUCUCAUCCCAUCUCAGAUCAUCGCAUUCGACCUUCGGUCUCGCUCCAUCGAGUCGAAAUGAUUCUUCAUCGAGUCCUGUCGAAUACCGUCAAGCCUGUAGCUUCUUGCUCCUAGUAGUAGUGGCUUCCAACUUACUUGCGAUGGCCUCCAACUAAUAGCAUCCUUCGCGUCAAAGCGCUUGAAGCUUUUUCGGAUUGUGUCUUUGACAUGUGUCUGGUGUCAUCACCUCACCUGGUUUGAACGGAUUUUGGCUCUCCUGUUUCGUCCCUUCUUUUGCGGUCACCUCCUCUUUGUGUGUAUAGUGGCGUUGAACUGCAGCGGGAAUCGGUCAGUCCUAACCAAGAUGGGGCCACAUAUGGGUUCGGAGCAGCGCCAAAAGAGGAAAAAGAUGAGGACCCGCUUUUUGUGUCGGCUCUGGCCCAUCUCUGAAUGCGGGACCAGAAGUAAUGUCAAGACCGGAUUAAUAAUCCCCCACAUGGUAGGUAGGUCAACAAGGUCAAGAGGAUAUGAGAUACCACUCAUAAGGUCCACCCUGAAUAAUUAAGGUGAAAUUAGGCAUCAGGCGGACUGGUUUGUGCAGGGACAUCAGCUGUUUUUUUUUUCACAUUGGACUUGAGCAGCAAGCACAAAACGUGGAGGGCGUUUGAUUUCACCCUCUCAGACUCUCAGCCCAAGUUCCUCUCAUUUCAACAUUUCAACAAAUUUCGACCCACAUCAUAUCAUAUCAUCUCACCUCAAUGUGUGUCGCAGCCACAUCCUGCUGUUGCCUUUUCUCAUUUUUUUUCCACUGACUGUGAAGUUCUCAUAAAUGAAAAUUUUGCUAUCAGGCUGGUGGAAUAGAAACAUGGGUUUUCUAAGGAGUGCCCAUGAAAUGGGUCUAUGACCUCAAAGACUCUCAAAGUAUUCAAGCUCAGAUUCUCCGACUCUCUCCAUGGGUGCCACGCCUAAGCUAAAUGUUCGGGCUACGGCCAGCUCC